Oryzias melastigma (Indian medaka) is the source of this 3305-nucleotide messenger RNA. It is a transcript of the gene nfkb2, whose product is annotated as nuclear factor of kappa light polypeptide gene enhancer in B-cells 2 (p49/p100). The transcript has 24 exons. Bases 303 to 2981 code for a protein of 892 amino acids. Gene Ontology annotation, cellular component: cytoplasm. Gene Ontology annotation, molecular function: RNA polymerase II cis-regulatory region sequence-specific DNA binding; DNA-binding transcription factor activity, RNA polymerase II-specific; protein binding. Gene Ontology annotation, biological process: inflammatory response; canonical NF-kappaB signal transduction; innate immune response. Lineage: Eukaryota; Metazoa; Chordata; Actinopteri; Beloniformes; Adrianichthyidae. The record is from RefSeq and is a predicted model, not a curated record.
AUGUCUUCUUUUCCGCUUCUUUGACGCUCGUCAAAGUUCGGACUUUCUCGGGGAAACGGAGGUUUACAGAGCUGAAGAGCGGCGUUCGCUGCCGGUAAACUGGUCGGGACGCCCCGCGGAGGGACAGCGGAGAGUUUAUCACAAGUCAGAGCAGAAGUUGAAGCUUUCAGUUUGUUCAGGAUGAACUUCUGUUAGGAGCGGAAGGCGUCGAGAAAAUUCCCAGGAGGGGGAAGUCUGUUAUCGUCAUCCUUCACCUGCGGAGCCGCCAUCGCUUCUCUCAUCAUCAAGGUUUCUGCUGAGUCAUGGCCAGCGCUCUGAGGAUGAGCGAAGCCUCCUUCAUCAACUACGACAACGAGCUGCAGCUCAACCUGAUGCCGUAUGACUACAUUCCCCCGGUGGACAUAAAGACUGAACCCUACAUACCUGAGACAGUUCACGGUCCGUACAUCCAGAUCAUCGAAGAGCCCAAACAGAGGGGUUUCCGCUUCCGCUAUGAGUGUGAGGGUCCGUCCCACGGCGGCCUGCCGGGGGCGUCCAGCGAGAAGAACCGGAGGACCUACCCGACGGUGAAGAUUAACAACUACAUGGGUCCGGCCCGGGUGGAAGUGCAGCUUGUCACCCACACCGACCCGCCCAGAGUCCACGCCCACAGCUUGGUGGGGCGCCACUGCACCGAGAGCGGCACCUGCGUGCUGGACAUCGGCCCCAACGACCUCACCGCCGCGUUCAGUAAUUUAGGGAUCCUCCAUGUAACCAAGAAGGGCGUGGUCGACGUUCUGACCCGAAGACUGAGGGAGGAGAGGAGGAGACAAACCGGGGCACACUGUCACCUUACAGAUGCUGACGAGGCCUCCAUCCAGAAGGAGGUGAAGGAGCUCAGUAAGAGCAUGGACCUGAACAUCGUUCGUCUGAAGUUCACCGCCUACCUGGAGGACAGUAACGGAGGCUUCACGCGCGCGCUCAAACCCGUGGUGUCCAACCCCAUUUAUGACAGCAAGUCGCCCAACGCCUCCAACCUGAAGAUCUCCCGCAUGGAUAAGACGUGUGGCUCUGUCCUCGGAGGAGACGAGAUCUUCCUGCUGUGUGACAAAGUGCAGAAAGACGACAUCGAGAUCCGCUUCUACGAGGAGGACGACGAGGGCGGCUGGGAGGCGUUCGGGGACUUCUCUCCCACCGACGUGCACAAGCAGUACGCCAUCGUGUUCAAGACGCCGCCGUAUCACAGCACCGAGAUCCAGCGCUCCGUCACCGUCUUCCUGCAGCUCCGGAGGAAGAAGGCGGGCGACAGCAGUGACCCCAAACAGUUCACCUACAUACCACAAGUCCAAGACAAAGAAGAGGUGAUGAGGAAGAGGCAGAAGCCGCUGCCUCACUAUGAGAACUGGAGAGGAACAGGAGGAGGAAGAGGGGGAGGGGCUGGGGGAUUUGGGGGAGGAGCUACAGGAGGAGGAGGAGGAGGAUUUCAGUUCCACCAGCAGAUGAACGGAGGAGGGGGAGGAGGAGGAGGAGGAGCCUUUUACUCAGAAGGCUUCGCAGGCUUUCCUGGAGCAGCUCAGAUGUCAAGCUCCGCCCCCCAGACGAGUGACAGACCAACAGGCUCGCCACUGCAGCAGCAGCUGCUUCAGAUUGCCGCGUCGCUCAACAACCGCGUGUCUCAGAUCGCCCGGCAGACCGCCGCCGCCCUGCUGCAGUACUGCCGCACCGGCGACACCCGCGCCCUGCUCGCCAUCCAGACUCACCUGUGCAGCGUCCAGGACACCAACGGAGACACGCCGCUGCACCUGUCCAUCAUCCACCUGCAGAACGGCGUGACGCAGCAGCUCAUCCACACACUGCUCAGCAGCCGGCAGCAGCGGAUCCUGAACACGACCAACCACCUGCAGCAGACCCCCCUACACCUGGCGGUGAUCACCCGUCAACCGAAGGUGGUGGAGGCGCUGCUGAGGGCGGGGGCGGACCCCAGCCUUCCAGACAAAGACGGUCGCAGCCCCCUCCACCUGGCCGCGUUGGCAGGGGACAGCUCCUUGCUCCGCCUCCUGCUGUCCCACCUGGGAGAACGCCACGGCCACCUGGUGAACACGCCCGACUACCACGGUCUGCAGCCGCUGCACCUGGCCGUGAGGAGGGACGGCGAGCGCUGCCUGCGCCUGCUGGUCGAGGGCGGGGCUAAGAUUAACGCCCCGGAGCAGAAGAGCGGGAACACGGCGCUCCACCUGGCUGUGAGAGAAAACCUCUUCAAAGUCGCCUGUACACUCAUCACAGAGCUGAAGGCGGACACCAACGCCUGCACGUUUGGAGGAAACACGCCGCUGCACCUUGCUGCCAGCCUGGGCUCCCCCACGCUCUGCUCCAUGCUGAUCGCAGCAGGCGCAGACAAGAACAUCCAGAACGACGAGCCGCUCUUCUGCAGCUCCUCGUCGGACGAAGAGGCGGACGAACCAACCAGAGUGGAGCUGACGGAACGAGCCGCCGCCCAGCCAAUCAACACCCGCAAGAGACGAGCGGGACACACCCCUCUGGACCUCGCCACCUGCCACAAGGUGAGGAACCUGCUGCACAGCGGCCAGAAUCCCACAGCCGGUCGCCACGGCAACAAGAAGAUCAAAGCCAACAGCAGCAGUGAAGGCGGCGAGGCGUCGGGGCUGAACGAGGACACGCUGGCGCAGCUGGUGGAGGUGCUGAGCCUCAGCGACGUGCCCUGGAGGACGCUGGCGGAGAAGCUGGGCAUGAUGACGCUGACUCACCUGUACCAGGACAGCCCCACCCCCUGCCACCACCUGCUGCAGCACUACAAGCUGGGUGGCGGCGCCGUCGAGGUUCUGGUGGAAGCUCUGCGGUCUCUCGGUCUGACAGAAGGAAUCCGCCUGCUGAGGAACACGGAGCUGCAGGAGGACAAGCACAGCACAGACGCCACGGUCGACAGCGGCUUCAGCAGCCAGCCCAUGGAGGAGGAGGAGCAACAGCCGGCAGCCAAUCAGUGAGUGGUUGCAGUGUCCUUCCUUCACCACCAGGGGGCGGGAGCUCCUCUUCAGACCCACAGAAACUUUCAGUCUAAAAGGAGAACUCGUCCGUUUUUUUCAUACACAGAGACUUCAACAUGUAACUCUUGUUUUCACUAAUUUAUAUUCCAGUUUUUUCUGUAUUUAAUGUUUUUCUGUCGAUACUGAAGUUAAAAUCCUGAUGUUAGCAAAUGAAACUGGAAUGAACCAUUUUCUGUUGGGUCUUAAAUGCAUCUGCAGUCAUGGAAGACCAACAAUGUCAAAGAGUUUUAUGUAAAAUAAAAUAAAGUCUUCAUUCUUAAAUGA